UGCGUUUAAGGCGUGGCUUCUGGGGCGCCUGAAGGAGACUUGGGGUCGGCUGAGCAGUUUCCCUCGGGCGGUUUGGGAGUCUCCGUUGUCGCAGCUUCUUGCGCUCCAUGAGGAAGAUGCUGGCCGCUGUCUCCCGCGUGUUGUCUGGCGCUGCCCAGAAGCCGGCAAGCAGAGUGCUGGUGGCAUCCCGUAAUUUUGCAAAUGAUGCUACCUUCGAAAUUAAGAAGUGUGACCUUCACCGGCUGGAAGAGGGCCCUCCUGUCACGACCGUGCUCACCAGGGAGGAGGGGCUCCAGUACUACAGGUCGAUGCAGACUGUGCGCCGAAUGGAGUUAAAGGCAGACCAGCUGUAUAAGCAGAAGAUAAUCCGUGGUUUCUGUCACUUGUAUGAUGGUCAGGAAGCUUGCUGUGUGGGCCUGGAGGCCGGCAUAAAUCCCACGGACCACCUCAUCACGGCCUAUCGGGCUCACGGCUUUACCUUCACUCGGGGCCUUUCUGUCCGCGAGAUUCUCGCAGAGCUCACAGGGCGAAGAGGAGGCUGUGCUAAGGGGAAAGGAGGCUCAAUGCACAUGUAUGCCAAGAACUUCUACGGGGGCAACGGCAUCGUCGGCGCUCAGGUGCCCCUGGGAGCUGGGAUUGCCCUGGCCUGUAAGUAUAACGGAAAAGAUGAGGUCUGUUUGACUUUGUAUGGUGAUGGCGCUGCUAACCAGGGUCAGAUAUUCGAAGCUUACAAUAUGGCAGCUUUGUGGAAGUUACCUUGCAUUUUCAUCUGUGAGAAUAACCGCUACGGAAUGGGAACAUCGGUUGAGAGGGCCGCAGCCAGCACCGAUUACUACAAGAGAGGCGACUUUAUUCCUGGACUGAGGGUAGAUGGAAUGGAUAUCCUGUGUGUCCGAGAGGCAACAAAGUUUGCAGCUGCCUACUGUAGAUCCGGGAAGGGCCCCAUCCUGAUGGAGCUGCAGACUUACCGUUACCAUGGACACAGUAUGAGUGAUCCUGGAGUCAGCUACCGCACCCGAGAAGAGAUUCAGGAAGUGAGAAGUAAGAGCGAUCCCAUCAUGCUUCUCAAGGAUAGGAUGGUGAACAGCAACCUUGCCAGUGUGGAAGAAUUAAAGGAAAUCGACGUGGAAGUGAGGAAGGAGAUUGAGGAUGCUGCCCAGUUUGCCACGGCGGACCCGGAGCCCCCGCUGGAGGAACUCGGCCACCACAUCUACAGCAGCAACCCUCCUUUUGAAGUUCGCGGUGCCAAUCAGUGGAUCAAGUUUAAGUCAGUCAGUUAACGAGAGACCACAGCAACUGCACAGAACCCCGUUCCCAGCUGUCAGUAAGACUAAAGGGCAUGGAGGGGAAAGGGAGAGUACUUGCAUGCAGUUUGUACAUUGUUCCCUUACGAGAUGAAAUAGGAAUGUUAAGUAGUUAGUGUGAAGAUAGGGCAGUCUAGAGAUUAACCUUUCCCUAAAUUUUAGUUUUGUACUUUGAACAACUUGGAAGAGCCACUCCUUGUAUGCUACCAUUUGAAGGCUAAGAGCUCAUUGCCUGCCCUGAGGGGCCAGUGCUGCGUUCCCCUCGUGACCUGGCCCUAAGGAGAGUAUUACAGCCGGCAGGAAGACAAUUCUAAUUAUUUCAAAAGCCAAGUGAUGAACUUUAUUCCCAUUCAUACAUUCUUAAUAGUUAUGGACGUAGUACCCUAGUUACUAUGUAAAAUCCAGAGCAGCCCUUGUGCUUGGCAACCAGUGGUGGAGGGAGCCCCCUCCCACCCCCGGAGGCUGUCAAAAUGGAGGUGCAUCAAUCUUAAAAACGGGUUUACACAACAACAUUUGAGGGCCGUUUUUACAACAGCAUUGCUGUGUAAACGGACCAGAAUUGUGGGGACAGUCAGAGGCACUUUCACAACAACGGUGGAUGGAGGGGAUUUGCUCACUCUGUCGCCGUCAGCCUACUUGCUGGCCGCCGAGGACUGCUGAGGCCGUCUUCUGUACUGGGAGACGGCGUUCCAGAGCCUGCAGAGCAGCCCGCCGCUAGGAAGGCAACGGGAGACGGGUCAGGAGCCUUCUGGCAAAAGGGACUUCAGACAGUUCGUGGAAAAACAAUGUGGGUCGGGCUCAUGCAGCUGGGAGGCAGCAGAUGCUGGCCAGCCCAGCCCCAGCUGUUGUGGGCAUCUGACAAGCCAAUGACUGCCUUUAGCACUUAAAACCCUGAAAGGCAAAGUUGCAAGAGCUACACCUAGUUCAUACCAUGCAUAUGGCUUUCAAGUUUUUUGUACUUUUUUUUUUUUUAAGAUGGCAGAGCACAGCUCACUCUCCAAGUGCCUGCAAUAGCUGGGGCAGGGGCCCAAGCACGUAAGUCAACAUCUGCUGCGUUAACCGGAAGCUGAAGCAGAGCAGCCAGGACUUGAACUGCCCUAGGGAUGGCCACAUCACCAAGAAGUAGCUUAACCUGCUGCGUGACAGUGCUGGCCCUUACACCAUUAAUUCCAUGUUCCACAGACUCUUUGACAAAUAGUCUCUGCAUGUUUGCAGGUGGCCCCCGGCGGCAGGAGGGAGAUAGCACGGGAGUGCAGGUUAGAGUGUGCUGGCACGAGGCUGAACUGUGUACCUUCCUGCUUCAGGUUCAGCCACAGCUUGACAAACCUGGCAAAAUGCCUGACUGGAAGGGGGGGGGGGGGCGGGGAGCUCGUCUUCCGACCAAGCUACAGCAAAGGGAAUUAACGUAGAAAGUUAUCAGGACGCUUUCUGCUACGUCCAGGUAUAGGCAGAGGGAGAAGGUAACGGGUUCUCGCACAGAGCGCUCUGAGGCUCUUACCGUAGGCGCAGAUAGCUGAGAUCCUCCUUGGUGACAUCUUGCGGCACGUCGGAAAGCAUAUAGCCCUCUUCCACAAUCUGAAACGCAGGCGAGGUCGGUAAGGGCAGAGGCGCGCGGCGGCCCCGCGGCAGCAGUAGCUUUCGAGCUGCACAUACCUUGGCGAUGGCAUCUGCGUCCUGCAGGUGCAGCCAGCCCAGGAGCUCCUGAUCCGCGCUCUGCCCUGGGGAGGGCCCGGGGCGCUCGCCAUUCCCUGUAAGGAUUCGGAAUUCGUUGCACAUGAAUGUCUAGUCACAAAACUCCCAAAGUAGCAAGCCGGAUGUAAUAAACUGUCAGACUGCA
This is a messenger RNA of Lepus europaeus (European hare), 3141 nucleotides long. RefSeq names its product pyruvate dehydrogenase E1 subunit alpha 1 (gene PDHA1). The record is from RefSeq and is a predicted model, not a curated record. Gene Ontology annotation, cellular component: intracellular membrane-bounded organelle. Gene Ontology annotation, biological process: pyruvate decarboxylation to acetyl-CoA. Gene Ontology annotation, molecular function: pyruvate dehydrogenase (acetyl-transferring) activity. NCBI's taxonomy places the organism in Eukaryota, Metazoa, Chordata, Mammalia, Lagomorpha, Leporidae. Bases 108 to 1280 code for a protein of 390 amino acids. The transcript is spliced from 11 exons.